Messenger RNA from Pseudoliparis swirei, 4871 nucleotides. RefSeq names its product protein FAM222A. Bases 2175 to 3662 code for a protein of 495 amino acids. The record is from RefSeq and is a predicted model, not a curated record. The transcript has 3 exons. Lineage: Eukaryota; Metazoa; Chordata; Actinopteri; Perciformes; Liparidae.
AUGUCAAACUACUUGUCUGUCUCCAUAACCAAGACAGGCUCCUGCAGAGCCUACCUUGAAGACAAUAUAAAAUCCAUUCGUAAUAUACAAUUAAUUAUACACUAAGUGGAUUGUUACUCAUGGUCCAUGUCAUGUUCAUUCAAAGUGGAGCGUUGCUUUUUUCCCCCUCUGUAAUGACCAUUUGCUCUUUUGUUAAUCAUUUAUUUCCUCCUAAAUUGGUCUUAUUUUUUCCUUCCUUUGUGCUCUUUCUCUCUUGCGCUUCUGCAGUUUCUGAGUGGAAGGAAGGGAAAGCAUUAGCAUAGCACUCACAUGCUAAUCCAGCCAGAGAGUGAAAAGGGUGCUUGUCUUAGACCUUUUUCAUUAUCAUCUAAUUAUUAACUAGGAUUCCGCUAACAGGAGCUGAGAUGGUAGUCGGGAGGGGGGUGUGUGUAUGUGUGUGUGUGUGUGCGUGUGAAUGUAGCAGGGAGAGGGUGUUUUUUCUGUGCAUUUCAUGUUUGUUUAGAGGGAGGCUCUCUUUGCAAUUUGCUUCUAUCUUUCGCCCUGACCCUUGAUGCUACGCAAACUCAUAAAGAUUCCAGAGGGUCAGACCGAUGCAGAGUCCCUGUAUAAUUUAGGGCUUUUUACAGCUUUGAUGGAUAUUCUUAUGCUGCUGCUUUGUAAUGAUUAGCUGAAGGAUACUGUUUUUUUAAACAGAGGUCAUUCAAAUGCAGUUGACAUUUAAGGCUUCAGCUAUAUCUGCCUGUUCAACUAACAUGUGUGUGUGCUGACAAUGACGAGGGAAGAGGCAUAUUUUCUUAUCUGUCAAGACAUCCAUGGGGGACCGUUGGAUGGACCGCAGAGCACAAGGUCUUUAUCUCGCUGGCAGGCCCUCAGUGGACCACAUCAUGACGCUUAUCAGCUGCAUGGAUGUCGCCUGAGAGUGGAGAUGAUUAGAUGUCCUUCAGCUUAAACUUUGUUCUCUUUUUCUUGUUGUGCAUGCUCGAGAAGUCCUUGAACGUGUGAGCCUGCACGACUUGGGAACUCCCGAAAAAGGCUUUGGAGGAAAUGUGAGAAGUGAGACUGUAAUGUUCUGCUCAAAUGCAGGUUAGACACUGUCUGGAAAGCUAAUCAAAGAAAAAGGGAAAACUGAACAAUUAUGUUAAGGAUAAAGAUACUUGGGCUCAUGUGUUGAGUUCUAUGCUGCAUACUGCCAUUUGUAAGAUUGCCGACUUUGCAGUUGCCAUGUCCCUAAGUACUUUAUUAUUGUAACCUCCCUAUUAGAAUAUAUUCUGAUAUGAUAUGGUCAGAAAGGAGUACAUAUAACUUUUUUUUUUGUGAAGCAGAACAUCAUAUGGCCCGAAUAAAUCAUAUUAAUUGUGAACUUAGUCCAGAUAUAUUAUCAUACAUUCUGGGAUAACUUUAAUCUCAUAUCCCUACUGAAGAGUUGGAAGCCAAUUUUAAGCUUACGUUUUUUCCCAUUAAAUUUAAAAUGUAGAUAUCAGGAUGAAAGCAACCAUCAUUACUUGCACUUUAUACAUUAUUUCUAGCUCCUUUGUCUGCUUUCAGUGAAAGUUCUUUCUUCGUAUUUAAGUCUCUGCUAGCUCUUUGAAUUCUAAUGCCUUCCUUGAUGUAUUUUAUUCCAGCGGCAAAUUGUGAGAAUAAUGGAAGGUAUUCCAGUUCACGUCCCAUUUUCUGCUCGUGAAGGGAUCUCCCUGGAGAAGCCUUGUCUCCCUUCUGUUUCUCCUGCAUUUUCGACCUCCCUCUUGACAAAUGUGUGGUAAAGGAAGGGUUGUUCUGAAAUUGCAAUUAUUUUCUAAAUGGAAUCUGAUCAGUCUGAGGCUUUUAGCUCUUCAGAUGUGUGUGCCCAGAUGAGACAGGCACUGAGCAGUUUGAAGUGGGCUUGUCAUGAAGGGACAGAUGUUGAGCGGAGGAGGGGAGCGGGUACACCAGAAGGGGAAUCUUUUUGUUGUUGUUGUUGUUGGUACCUGAGUAACAUGAAAGCCACCCUGUCUCUUCUUCCUUUUGAGGUGAAGGUAAUCCUGUUCCUGCAGCUCGUCACCGAACACUUUGUUCUGUAGUUGACUCUCUUCGGCUGCCCUCUGGACCUAGAGGGAGCACAUAUCCAAAAGAACCUUAGGAAUGAACAAGAAAAAGAGCAGGUUUACCCAGGCUGUGUGCGGCCCUAGAUAACUAUCAUGCUCGCCUGUAUCCAGAGGCGGCAGAACCUCUCCUUGCAGAACCUGGCCUGCAUACCCAAAAGCCUUGAUGUUCCACCGCCGUCGUUACUGCUGUCAGUACCACCGCUGCAGCCGUGCACCCGCAAAGGCGAGCCUCCUGCCUCCAUGAUUUCUCGGUACCCUUCUCCUGCAGAGUUGGAUGCUUUUGCCCAGAGGACCGCCAACAGCCCACUUUCCAUCAAAAUCUUUCCGACCGACGUCCGGGUGCCACAACAUAAACAGCUUAACAAAACCGUCAACGGGUUAGACACCACGGGCCAAUGCUGUAGCCCCUUUUCACAGCAAUACUCAGGAGGCUUGUUGGCCACCAUCAAAGCCUCUGUGGUCGUCAAAGGUGUGGUAAAAACCUCUGAGGGCAGGAGGACUAAACAUGCAAACACUCAGACCUCCGCGGGGCCGUAUAAUAAUCCUCUAAAUCAUGGCUACACAGACAGACACGGGCAUAAGGCAUAUCAUAUCAGCUCAUGUAAGCCCCAUGAUGUUCCCAUUGAGACACUUUGUUCGAGCACAGGGAUGGCCUCCAGAGAUCAGAGCCUGGCCCCCCAGUCUGAGCUGGCAGAGGUUCAAAGCCUGAUGAGGCAGAUGAGCAGAGUUCCCCACAGCCAGGCCGUGCAGCUGGGGGGAGAGGCUCGAGCCAGCCCCUCUCUGCAGGCCGUGGCCGCAGUGGCACAUUCAGACUCCGACUUUGCCCUGGGAGUGCUGCCUCAGAGCAGUCUCGCUUUUACAGGGGCAGUGCUGCCCACACAGAGUGCAGACAUAGCCAAAGCGGGGUACUUAGAGAAAGGAGACUACACAAUGUGGCAGCAUACACAUCAGAUGCAGCAGCAGCAGCAGCAGCAGCGGGGGCCGCCCUAUCAGCAAGGAGCAGGGAGGAUGUACAGUGUGAGUAACGGUGCUCAGAGGCACGGAGGCGUCGAGGCCGGGGUGGGCCAGUCCCCUGAAACCCGCCUCCCUCUGUCGUACAGGCCUCACCACGAGCGAGUCGGCGACUCUUCUCUGAACUGUGCCGCCAUGCAGGGGGAGUUCUCCGCCGGGCAGUACUACGCUCCUCUCUGGGACAGCGUCUCCCCCAACAGCGACGGUUAUACUUCUCAGGUGCUGGACGCGGGUCCAUGCGCAGCCAGGCUUAGAGACCUCGGACUCUCCCAUCCCCAUCUCCACGCAGGCCGCCAUCAACACUUCCAGCCGCAGCUCCACCCUCCUCUUCCUCCUCACACCCAGGCCUACAGCGCAGACCAGAACCUCUGUUGCGGUCUGCCGGGUUCCAGCGUGUGCCACGCCGCAGUGCUCAGCAGCAGCCUGCAGUCUCUGGAGUGCCUCAUCAGUGAGAUCCACCCGCCCUGCAUCAAAGAGCACAUGCUGGGCCGUGGGUACGAAUCCAUGGGGAUGCCUCAGCUACUGGAGCACCACCAGCAGAGCCACAUCCAGCUCCCCGUCUACAGAUGAGGCACGGCGGGGCGCCGUGGGACAAACCUUUUAUAGACCGUAGAAGUGUGUCCGUUUAGUCGGCAAUGGAAAUGAGACGUGCUUUUUUUUAGUUUGUGCAUGUAGUUUCUCUGUGGGAGGCUUUGGUGGUUUGGAGCUUGAAAAGGUGAACGAUAAUCACGACUUAAGAUACAGGUUUACCUUCUGAACUUGUUUUAUUUUUAUAUCUUUAAAUGGCCAUUAAAUAUGCCUGUUGUUCCUCAUUUAAUGCCGAUGCCGAGCACCUAAUCAGAAUUUCCCAUUUUACGAUUGAACAUAAACUGGAUAUUUUUUUGUCGAUUCCUCUUGAAGCCGACGGAAAAGUAAACGCACUGAACUGAAAUAUUCAUAAAUACAUUUCUUUUCAAAGAGGUCGUUGGUGACAGUUUUUUCGUGAAUGUUGUAUAUUUCUUUGACAUAAAAUGGCUUCUUAUUUGAACAUUCCCUCAUUAUUGACUAAACGUUUGGGUGUCCGCUGCUUCGUUGCAUUCUUUAUUUUGUCCUCUUUUCAGCGUAGACAGACUAACGCGGUAACUCGAGCUUCUGCGAUAUGAUGCAGGUGUCUAGGCCGCCGUGUGAGGAUGUUUUUCAUCAUUGUAUACAAAUGUGGAUGUUUUUUUUGUUUUUGUUAAGCAUCCAUAGAGAAAGUUGCGUAAUCUAACAUCUUGAUUGAUUUAAAGGAGUCUUGCUCAGCACAAUGUUUUCGGACCGUUGCACAUCCAAAUCAACUCUGUGGCAAUUCAGGCCAAGCAAGAUGUGCCCUUUGUAACUCUUUUCUUUUUUAUUAUUUGAAGACGUUGCUUGGAAGUUUUUCUGAAAUGAAAUGAUCUCUGGAAGGUUGUGACACUGUUCCAUAAUGCCUGGGCAUAUAUAUGAGCGCCAUGUUGGAGAGCAGGCCACCGUAAUCAUUUAUGUUAUCUUCUUUACAGGGCUAUAUUAUCUCUGAUGGUGUGAGACGUAUGCCUGAGUAGUUUUCUGUGUGUCUGCACUGGUUCUGUGAUACUAUUUAUGUAUGUCAGCCUAGAGAGUUAUAUGGCAAACUGUCUCUAUAAUUAUAAAGUGCAAUUACUAUAUAUGAACAGGUGAGCGCUCUUCGUGAAGUAUGUUGUUGAAAUAACUACAUUUUGCAUUGUAUGACCCUAAUCCCUCAAACCUUUUUGAUUGUCAAGUAAAUGAAAUUUUCUAAACCCA